AUGGAGGGCCAUCUCUACUCCCUGGACGAACAGCUGGCCAGCAUCGAGCGAGAGUGCGGCUGCCCGCGGCCCAAGCACCGGCGCUUGGCACCAGAGGGACUGCGACGAUCCAGCUCAGGGAAAGUUCUGGUGGAUUUGGCAGCAACUACAGCGAGUGCGGCUGUAGCCCGCUCCAAGAUGCGAUUUCAUAUUCGUUGGCAGCUACAAGCGUGGAGGAAGAAGAGGAAGUUGCAGCCGGCGGGGAGGAGGGCCUUGGCUGUCCUACAUGUGUCUCCGCGUUAUGGCAAGGUAGAUGCCAAGCUCCUGGGCUUGCAGCGGUCGAGGAACAUGAAGCAGAAAAUCGCUGAAGGCCGGUACACUCAUACAUGGGGUCAGUUUAAGCAAGACCAAUAUCGACUCUCCAUGCAAACACCACCCGAGACGAAAGCAACUAAUUUGGAACGCUUGACGUUGGUUGCCUGGGAGGGUCGCAAAGAGAGGGGGCAGCCGGCCUCAUAUUCUCGUCCAGACGGCUCAACAAAAUCGCUGCGUCUCACAUUCUGGGCCGCCACGGGGUCGAUUGAUUCCUUGUUCGCUUGGUGCCAGUGGUUUGGUUCGGCGCCUAGCUCUCAACCGCAGCAGCCUUACCCAGUUUUCAUCCCGACCAAAGGGCGCGCCAAAGAUGCUCACCUGAACUGGCGAGCUGCGCACUGCUUUGGUCAGGAGGCAUUCCAGGAAGCCGACGAGCAAACUCCCCGCGCCUUAGUCAUAGCAGUUGUGGAGCCUGCCGAAGCAACAGAAUACCGUGAAAAAUGGGCAGACUUGCCCCUCCUCGUGCUGCCUGAGAAUGACAUGGGUCCUGCCUUUGUGCGCUGGUGUGUCCAGAAGACAGCGUCAGCCUUUCGCACAGAGCUUGCUGAUGCCGAUGAGCUGGGGCCUGUGCGACAGAUGCAGCAGUGCUGGCUGGUUGACGACAGCAUUACGAGCUUCUACAGGCUAGAUCCGCUGUCUGCCAAGCUGCUCCAGGCAGAGGAGGAGCGGCUCCUGGACCGCGGCGCGCUUGUACCGUCAACUCCGCUGUCCAAGCCUGCGGGGCGCAGGAAAGAGCGACGCUGCAGGGGUGCCAUGUUUGCUGAAGCAAUGCUUGCAGUUCAGCAGCAGGCAUCCCAAGGAGCCUGCGCAAUUUGUGGUUUCCUGCGAGAUGACGGCACAGCUCCCAUGAAGUCUGCGCAGUGGGCUCUUGACAGCACCUCUGUGUUCAAAGUUGUUCUCCUAAAUCUCGCAGAGCUUGCCAAACUUCAAGUAGAGUACAUCCCGCAACUGCGUUUGUUUGAGGAUGUGUGCCUCAAUGUGCAGGCAAGAAAUGCUGGAGGAAGGAUCCUUAAGUGCAUGAAUUACUGCUACUGGGCAGACAACAAGACCUUUGGCGGCUGUUCCGCGCAGCGUGCGCAAAAAGCUGCAGCCCCACGUUGCACCGGGCUGGAGGAUCUCAUUGCUGCCCAGGCUUUCAUGGAGCUCCCGGCCGCUACAAAGACGGCAGUACAGCAUGUUUACAGCUGGGUGCACCGAGACGAGGAGCGGUCACGACUGCGGAAGGAGGAGCGCGGCAUGCCAGCUCCGCUGCCGGCGCCAGACACAACUCUGCCGUUGGAGGCUGAGGGUAUGGAGGGCAGUGUCUGCUUGCUCGACGAGCACCUCUUCGACCCCUUCCAGGAUCUGACCCUGGCUACUUCAAAAGACGCUCAGGAAGCACAUCAAGCGACUGCAGGUCCAGCAAUUGCAGAGCACCGUUGGCGCAUGUUUCUAAAGCCAUCUGCAAGAGAGCAGCCCAUAGAGGUAGACCUAGACACUGAGGUUGUAGACCUGGAUUAG
Molecule: messenger RNA, 1851 nt
Organism: Symbiodinium pilosum
Lineage: Eukaryota; Dinophyceae; Suessiales; Symbiodiniaceae
Source: the annotation of a GenBank genome assembly